Molecule: messenger RNA, 2654 nt
Organism: Cryptotermes secundus
Lineage: Eukaryota; Metazoa; Arthropoda; Insecta; Blattodea; Kalotermitidae
Product: probable 28S rRNA (cytosine-C(5))-methyltransferase
Exons: 11
Coding region: 345-2525 (726 amino acids)
Biological process (GO): rRNA base methylation; maturation of LSU-rRNA
Cellular component (GO): nucleolus
Molecular function (GO): RNA binding; rRNA (cytosine-C5-)-methyltransferase activity
Source: RefSeq, a predicted model, not a curated record
GCCCGCACCUAUAUAAUCCUUGAUAAUACAUGAUCUGUGAUGUGCUGGAAGGUCGCUGAAUAUUUUUCAAGUUUUCUGGCAAUGUUCAAUGUAUUGAUACUUUUAAUGUCUGCUUUACAAAGUAUUAAUUUAGUUCAGUGUCCUCGUUUGUAUAUAGUGUUUAAUGAAUUAAACUUACGCGUUUUUUGUCCUGCAUAGUUACAGACGAAAACCAUACGGGGUAGUGUGUAAAUAUAUGGAACACGUGUUUGAUUGUGUGUUAAGUAAUACAUAACUGGUGUUCUGUGUUGUAUUACAAUUCGCGUGGAUUAGAUUGUGGGUGCUAAGUCCAUAAGCCGCUAGUUAUGGGUAGGAAGGCCAAAUUUUCAGAGGGUACUAAAGUGAAGAAGGGUCCGGGCCGGAAAGCGAAGAAACAGAAGGAUCCAGCAAUUCCCAGUCAUCUCAUUGAUGGUUCCAAAAUAAAAAAACCGUUGUCACGCAGGCAGAAACAACGCGCGCUGAAGAGAGCAAAGAAGAAUGCAGAUUUUCUAGAGAAGAGAAACACGUCAAAGCAACGACAGUUUCCAAAAGAAACGGAUGAUUCUCACAACUCUAGUAUUUUUACUGAAGGGGAGCAUGAUCGUGGGAUCCUAGGAUUUACUGAUGACAAUCAGUCAUGGCUUAAGCCAGUCACUAAGAAGAAGAAAGGGGAGCAGUUUCUGGGAUCCGAUGGGGAAGAGGCACAGCCAGAUUCAGAAGGAAGUAUUAUUGGAGAAGAAACAAUGUCAGAUUCAGAAGGAAGUGUUGUUGGAGAAACACAGUCAGGUUCAGAAGGAAGUGUUGUUGGAGAAGAAACAAUGUCAGAUUCAGAAGGAAGUGUUGUUGGAGAAACACAGUCAGGUUCAGAAGGAAGUGUUGUUGGAGAAGAAGCAAUGUCAGAUUCAGAAGGAAGUGUUGUUGGAGAAGAAGCACGAGAUUCAGAAGGAAGUGUUGGAGAAGAGGUGCAGACAGACUCUGAAGGAAGUGCUGCUGGAGAAGGGCAUUCAGGCUCAGAAGGAAGUGUUGAAGGUGAAGGGGGUCAUCAGGAAGAAAUGAAUUUGGAUGAGGAUGAAAAUUACAAAGUGGAAGGACUGGAUGAAAUGAACGAGGCUGAUGAAGAUGAAGUAAAUAAUGAAUUUGAGGAUGCUGACUGGGAUGGAGUAGAUAGUGAUGAAGUGAGUGAUCAAGAAGAUGGUGAUAAUAGUCACAGCAGUAAGAGAUACAGUGAUGAAGAUCAUGAAGAUGACCUGCUGCCUAUUGAGAAGGCAGCCAAGAAACUUAGGAAAAAACAAAAACAGGAGGAGAAGCUUGCAGAAGAAGAGCUGAAGAUGAAUGUGGCUGACCGGGAUGUGUUUACAUUUCCUUCAGAAAGUGAAUUGAAAGAACCAUUAGGUCUUCAAGAGGUUCAGAGAAGAAUAAGGGAUGUAGUAGCUGUAUUGUCAGACUUUAACAAACUUCGAGACAAGGACAGGUCCCGCUCUGAAUAUCUUGAGUUACUUCAGAAAGACUUGUGUACAUACUAUAGUUACAACAAAUUCUUGAUGGAACGAUUGAUACAGUUGUUUCCAUUAUCUGAGCUGAUGGAAUUCCUUGAAGCUAGUGAAGUGCAGCGGCCACUCACCAUCAGAACAAACAGUCUCAAAACUCGAAGAAGAGAUCUUGCACAGGCCCUUAUAAACAGGGGCGUGAACUUGGAUCCAGUUGGCAACUGGACUAAAGUUGGUUUGGUUGUUUAUUCUUCAACAGUCCCUAUUGGGGCCACACCAGAAUACCUUGCUGGGCAUUAUAUAAUUCAGGGUGCAUCAAGCUUGCUUCCAGUUAUGGCCCUUGCCCCACAAGAGAAUGAGAGAAUUCUGGAUAUGUGUGCUGCGCCUGGAGGAAAAUCAUCACACAUUGCGGCAGUGAUGAAAAAUACUGGCGUACUGUUUGCUAAUGAUAUAAAUGCAGACAGAAUAAAGGCAGUAGUAGGGAAUUUUCAUCGUCUUGGUGUUGUCAAUUCAGUUGUAUCUUCCUGUGAUGGUCGAAAGUUCUCUGCAGUGAUGAAGGGCUAUGACAGAGUCCUUCUAGACGCCCCGUGUUCAGGAACUGGUGUAGUUGCCAAAGAUCCCAGUGUGAAGACCACUAAGGAUGAGACAGAUAUCACACGUUGUUUUACCCUUCAGCGUCAGUUACUGUUAGAAGGAAUAGAUUGCCUGAAAGCCAAUUCAUCAACUGGUGGUUAUAUUGUGUAUUCCACUUGUUCUAUAUUGCCAGAGGAAAAUGAAUGGGUUAUUGACUAUGCCUUGAAGAAGAGGGAUGUGAAACUUGUACCAACUGGAUUAGAUUUUGGGACAGAAGGAUUCACAAGUUACAGGCAUCACAGGUUCCAUCCAACAAUGAAACUAACGCGAAGAUUUUAUCCUCACACUCACAAUAUGGAUGGGUUCUUUGUUGCUAAGUUAAAGAAGUUUUCCAAUAAUAUUCGGAAGUCCAAUGUUGUGAAAGAAGAAGAAGAACAUGAUACCUAAAGCAGAAAGUUAGAAAUUAAUUUCUGCAACAAUCAGUAAUAUAGUAGCUAAAGUACCAUUCUUUUCCAAGGUUUUCUGACACAAUGCAAUUAUGUAUUUCUUAUAAUAAAUCUGUUUAAUAAAUUCCUA